Messenger RNA from Silurus meridionalis, 2475 nucleotides. RefSeq names its product fidgetin-like 1 (gene fignl1). Gene Ontology annotation, molecular function: ATP hydrolysis activity; ATP binding; microtubule severing ATPase activity. NCBI's taxonomy places the organism in Eukaryota, Metazoa, Chordata, Actinopteri, Siluriformes, Siluridae. The coding region runs from base 230 to 2212 and encodes 660 amino acids. The record is from RefSeq and is a predicted model, not a curated record. The transcript has 2 exons.
CCAUGAGUACAGACUCCCGGCUCGCUAAUUGGUCACUGACUGCACGUCAGGAAUUACGUAACGGAAACGGCUUGUCUGAAUACUGGUGGGAUUUUAAAUAUUUUUGGAAGGCGGCGGGAAAGUUGUGAGUCGUGGCAGUGGGUUAUAGUCGGAUAUAUUUGGCUGCAACAAUCAAUUUGAAUGAGUAACACAAGAAGUUCAUAAUUCCGGAGAAAGAAGCAGGCCAGGCAUGAGUGGUGCACACCUGGACGAGUGGCAGAGGAGGGCCUUUGAUAUUUCGUCUGGCACGUAUACACCCGAACAGACGGCCGACGCUUAUCGGGCGCACAUUUUAUCCAUUCAGUAUGCAUGGGCGAAUGCCGAGCUCUCUCCAGCCGGAGCUGCCAGUCUGUUCAGGACCUACACUGAGCGCUACGCUGCAGUCCUGGACUCAGAUGACCAGCGCACAGGGCUGAAUAACUAUGCCGACAGCGCCCUUCACCUGGCCCGCAAUCAGAAAAACCAUAGCGACAAAUGGGAGUCGUCGUUAGCAGUCGAAAAUGUGUUCAGCCUGCCGUGCGUGCAGAAGAUGAUGCAGAGUAGUGUCAGUGACAGAAGUGUCUCUGUAGACCCAGCAGAUGCUGACAUUAUUGUCGGCGGGGAAGUCAGUCGGAGUCAUGGAGAAGGUGUGAGUGAGUCUGGUGCUGCUGGGGGAUGUAAACCUGAGCACCCUUCACCCUGGCCUCUGCGUCAGAUGAGUGCUGUGGUAGACAAAACAGCAGGGAAUCUGGCCAGUAGACCUGCAGAGUGGAGCAGAAGCAAAGAAACUUCAACUCCUAAAGCCCAAAUGGGGGUUACUCCACUCUUGGUUCAUAAUGCGCGUAAUUCCCCUACCAACUUUGGCUCUUUUCCUCAUUCAGGUCUUGCUAGUACAAGCGUGUCCAGUGCAAACAAUUGCCAUUCUGUGUUCCACUCCUCCACCAAUCCCUCUAAGAGGAAGAACGUCUACAGUUCAGGAACUGAAAUCAACAGAAGUUCAUUCCUGCCACAGGGAAGUCAUGAAGGUGGAGCUACUGUUCGGAGAAGAGAGGAGUUUCCUGGCACUAACUUUAAAACAGCACGAGAGCAGCUUAUUGUUGACCAACAGAAGAAAAAUUUCAAUCAGGGCCAGCGAGGUCCUUCAGCUCCUGUUGGUUCCGUAACCAAAAAAUCCCUGGGGGCAAACAGGUCACGGGGGGCCUUCUCCAAAUUUGUCUCACCAAUACCUAGACAAGAGGAGGAAAACAACACUAGAGAUGAUCCAACACAAGACGCUCAGCCUGUCGAUGAGCGUCUAAAGAACUUUGAACCUAAAAUUAUUGAACUGAUUAUGAGUGAAAUUAUGGACCAUGGCCCACCUGUGGCUUGGGAGGAUAUAGCUGGGCUUGAGUUUGCCAAAGCUACUAUUAAAGAAAUUGUAGUGUGGCCCAUGCUCAGGCCUGACAUCUUUACAGGUCUCAGAGGUCCACCUAAAGGGAUUCUCUUGUUUGGUCCUCCAGGUACUGGGAAAACGCUCAUAGGGAAGUGCAUAGCCUGCCAGUCCGGUGCCACGUUUUUCAGCAUUAGUGCAUCAUCUCUUACCUCUAAGUGGGUGGGAGAAGGGGAGAAGAUGGUUCGAGCUCUGUUUGCUAUCGCUCGGUGCCAUCAGCCAGCGGUCAUUUUUAUUGACGAGAUUGACUCCCUGCUUUCUCAGCGCACGGAUGGAGAACAUGACUCCUCUCGCCGGAUCAAAACUGAGUUUCUUGUCCAGCUUGAUGGUGCUGCAACCUCUUCCGAGGAUCGAAUUUUAGUGGUUGGGGCCACGAAUCGGCCACAGGAGAUUGAUGAAGCAGCCCGACGUCGCCUUGCCAAGCGACUCUACAUCCCCCUUCCAGAGGCUGCCGCUCGUCAGCAGAUAGUGACCAAUCUAAUAUCACGGGAGAAGAGUCAGUUGGGAACCGACGAGCUUGAGGAAGUUGUGUCAAGCACAGAGGGUUUCUCCGGGGCUGACAUGACACAGCUGUGCCGGGAGGCAGCACUUGGCCCAAUCCGCAGCAUCCAGCUCAGUGACAUUGCCACAAUUACACCUGAGCAGGUUCGCCCUAUACUUUACUGUGACUUCAAGGAGGCUCUAAAGACUGUACGGCCCAGUGUGUCGACCAAAGAUCUGGAGCUCUAUGAAGACUGGAACAAAACUUUUGGCUGUGGUAGAUAAUCAUUAAGUCUUAACUUGUGGUUUGUUUUGUCAAUAUUUUUUCUUUUUUCUUUAUGUAUUUCUGUGUUUAAAAAUGAAUGUUUACAAACUUGAAACAAUGGUGCUGUUUGCGUUAAUGUUAAAAAUUCAACAGUCGACCAAAAGCAGUUUUGACUUUUGAUAUUUUAUACAAGUUCAUAGUUAGCAGUGCCAUGUUCAUUUGGGCCUGGAUUUUGAAAAAUGUUGAAAAAUAAAUAAAUAAAUAAAUAUGUUUUUUGUAUGGA